AUGGCCCGUCCUCCACGAGAUGCCUUCCAAAUCGGCUGGAUCUGUGCCCUUCCGAUCGAGGCUGCUGCUGCCGCCGAAAUGCUAGAUGAGAAAUUCGGGAUUCUCGAUGAACAAGAUGCAGCGGACUCGAAUACCUACACGCUGGGCCGGAUCGGCAAACACCACGUCGUGAUCGCCUGCCUCCCUGGAGGCCAGUACGGAAAUACCUCAGCUACUACGGUCGCAAACAACAUGCUUCGCACCUUCUCCAAGUCACUUCGAAUCGGAUUGAUGGUCGGUAUCGGGGGCGGAGUUCCCUCUGCUACUCAUGAUAUCCGCCUCGGCGAUAUCGUGGUUAGUUACCCCCAAGGCACUUGUGGUGGAGUGAUUCAAUAUGACAUAGGGAAGGUCAUUACAGGCGGUGAAUUUGAACGGAUUGGCUCGUUGAACAGUCCCCCGAGGGCACUAUUGACCGCAGUUGGUACGAUGAGAGCUGCCGCGCUGACCGAUGAUCCCCGAUACCUGGAAUAUUUCCAAAACGCAAUCGGGAGAACCGCUCGAACCCGGAAAAAUUUCAGUCGUCCUACCGCACAAUCUGAUCGACUAUUUCAGACGGAAUAUGAUCAUCCUGCCAAUGCGAGUAGCUGUGAUGGAUGUCCAUUGGAGUGGGAAGAAACGAGAGAUCAACGCGAGGAUAGUGACCCAUUACCACACUAUGGUAUUAUUGCUUCUGGCAAUACUGUCAUCAAGCACGGGCAGACAAGAGAGCAACUUCGGUUAGAGACGGGGGCAUUAUGUAUCGAAAUGGAGGCAGCUGGUCUGAUGUUAGACUUUCCCUGUGCUGUCAUUCGUGGGGUUUGUGAUUAUGCCGACUCGCACAAGAAUAAGCAAUGGCAGGGAUAUGCUGCCUUGGCAGCAGCAGCAUAUACAAAAGAGCUGUUGGGGUAUGUUCCUGUUGGCCAUGUGUCACAAGAGAGUUUGGUAGUGGAUAUAUGCGACGUAUUGAAGACCGGAAUCAAAAGCACAAAUCAACGUCUAGAACAAGCAUAUAGCCAACAAGAACAACAUCACCGUGAGAAGGUUACCUUUGCUUUAACUGAUCAACAAAACCGCUGUCACCAAACAUUCAAGACGUCAACCUACGAGGAGCAAAAGAACAACAAUCCUAGAAGAGUGGAGGGAACUUGCCUAUGGGCUACACAAAGCCCAGAGUAUAUUCGUUUUUCGGAAAGCAGCCACAAUGAUCUUCUCUUAGUGUCUGCCGACCCAGGCUGCGGGAAGUCUGUGCUUGCCCGUUCGAUAAUUGAAGACCACUUCGCAACGUCAGGGCCUGAAGUGACAGUGUGUUACUUCUUUUUCAAGGACAACGAUGAACAAAAUCAUCUUGCGUUAGCACUUUGCUCGGUCCUCCAUCAGCUUUUUGCCCAGCGGCCUCAUCUCUUGCGUCAUGCCAUACCAUCAUGGGAAAUGAAUGGGGAGAGACUUCGACAAGAGGUUGACGAGCUAUGGAGGAUUUUCACAACUGCAGUAUUAUCUGAUGAAUCAUGCAAGACAAUCUGCGUAUUUGAUGCUCUGGAUGAGUGUCGUGAAGUUGAUCAGAAACGACUAGUUGAGAAACUCCAGUCAUUUCACCGCCUGUCAUAUCCACCGACGCCGGAGAACUGGUUGAAAUUUCUAGUCACUAGUCGCCCGUAUGAUAAUAUCCAGAAUUAUUUCCGAACGGUUACAGACUCUUUCCCACAUAUCCAUCUAAAAGGAGAGGAAGAAAAUGAUCAGAUUCAUCAAGAAAUUGAUCUUGUCGUCAAGAUGCGAGUAAAAAACCUCGCUCAACGAGCGGGGCUAUCACGGGACACAGAGCAGCGACUCAAGCAGCAGCUUCUGCAAAUGGAACACCGUACGUAUCUCUGGCUACAUUUAGCCAUUGACGAUAUUCGAUCCACAUUCGAAGACAGCCUUCGCCCGGCUGAGGAGUCAAUCGAGGUGAUACCUCACUCAGUAGAUGCAGCAUACGAGAAGAUCCUUAGUCGCGUACCCUCCCGUCAAGUAGAUACUGUGAGAAAGAUCCUACAAAUUAUCGUUGCAGCACGGCGCCCGUUAACAACGGCGGAAAUGGCUAUGGCGCUCGGUAUAGCCAUCUCUCCAGAAUCCCGGACUGCAACAAAAGCUAGACUUGAGUCAUCCCAGAUCGACAAAAAGCUGCGUCGAUUAUGCGGGCUUUUUGUUUUUAUCAAUAAUUCCAAGAUCUAUUUAAUUCAUCAAACAGCAAGGGAAUUUCUGCUUAAGAAGAGUUAUGCUGAUAGCGUUCAGUACUUAUACUCAUGGACUCUCACGGACACUGAGAACCAAAUGGCGUGUAUCUGUUUACGGUAUCUCCUGAUGGAAGAUCUGGAGCACAAUGAUGAGAAUUCAAGCUCUGAUAUUCGAAGCCUUCUAGAUUAUUCAGCAUUAUAUUGGCUGGACCACACACGGAGGAUGAGUCUAACCCAAGACCAAGAAGUGAUCUGUCAAGUUCAGAAAAUGUACGAUAUAAGUGGGAAACGAUUUGCAUUAUGGUUCCCCAUCUUUUGGAAGUCUAUCGAAGACUGGACACCUCCGCCAUCAAUGACUGCUCUACAUCUGGCAUCAUUUAACGGGCAUGAGCGGGAGGUUGAAUUUCUACUAUUAAUAAGAAGAAAAGAUAUCAAUUCCGUCGAUAGCACCGGAACCUACCCCAUUAUCUUAGUCUUACACAAUGGUUAUAAGAAUGUUAUACAGUUGCUGCUCGAGAAAGGAGCCGAGGUGAACGCCCAAGGUAGAGAGUAUGGAAAUGCCCUCCAAGCUGUCUCUUUUGAAGGACAUGAGAAGAUUGUGCAGUUGCUACUCGAGAAAGGAGCCGAGGUGAACACCUAA
Messenger RNA from Penicillium angulare, 2868 nucleotides. RefSeq lists its product as uncharacterized. Gene Ontology annotation, biological process: nucleoside metabolic process. Gene Ontology annotation, molecular function: protein binding; catalytic activity. Lineage: Eukaryota; Fungi; Ascomycota; Eurotiomycetes; Eurotiales; Aspergillaceae. Bases 1 to 2868 code for a protein of 955 amino acids. The record is from RefSeq and is a predicted model, not a curated record. The transcript is spliced from 2 exons.